CACACCGUGCUUUAUGUAAGUGGCCCGCGUGCAGCACGUAUAUAGCACGUUGUAUAUCCAAUUUGGUUCGCUAUGUACGCACUAGUUCGCUUUCUAGAUAACGACCACGCACAUGACACUCGCCGGUACGUUGUGCCAGUGGACGAUAUCCGCGAUUUUCAUCCGAAGCACGAGACAGACUUUGACGGCAAGGCAGUGUAUGUUGUGCACUGGGUGGACAAUGUAGACAACGACAACACGGGUGAUUAUACAGCGCAGAUACUUCGACUUGGUGCCACAGAGAAAGAAGCUCGCGAAUCGCCGAAAAGAAUCCCGAUCCCUAAAAUGAUGUUUCAUCAAAACUUGGACGAUGACGAAGCUGUGGCCAAGAAGGCCACUGCAGCAAGAAACAAAAGAACAGCUUUCAACCGGGCUGCAGCAAAGAAAGACCGGUACGAGCAGAUUCUGAAAAAACAGAUGAGCCACGCUCUCGGAAAAAACUCGGAACAAACUGUGAGCAUAUACUAG
This is a messenger RNA of Rhipicephalus sanguineus (brown dog tick), 507 nucleotides long. RefSeq names its product BEN domain-containing protein 5-like. Gene Ontology annotation, molecular function: DNA binding. Lineage: Eukaryota; Metazoa; Arthropoda; Arachnida; Ixodida; Ixodidae. The record is from RefSeq and is a predicted model, not a curated record. Bases 73 to 507 code for a protein of 144 amino acids. The transcript is spliced from 3 exons. Gene Ontology annotation, biological process: negative regulation of DNA-templated transcription.